Messenger RNA from Haplochromis burtoni (Burton's mouthbrooder), 7736 nucleotides. RefSeq names its product basic helix-loop-helix transcription factor scleraxis. Gene Ontology annotation, biological process: developmental process; regulation of transcription by RNA polymerase II. The coding region runs from base 4149 to 4799 and encodes 216 amino acids. NCBI's taxonomy places the organism in Eukaryota, Metazoa, Chordata, Actinopteri, Cichliformes, Cichlidae. Gene Ontology annotation, molecular function: protein dimerization activity; RNA polymerase II transcription regulatory region sequence-specific DNA binding; DNA-binding transcription factor activity, RNA polymerase II-specific. The record is from RefSeq and is a predicted model, not a curated record. The transcript is spliced from 3 exons.
GCUCUACUACUGUGCUGCUGCCACCACUACUGCUGCUGUGUCUUUAAAGGAGAACACCACUCAAUUUCAAAAUGCGUGAUUCAAAAACACACACAAAAAAUAAAUAAAUCUAAAACUGUCAUUAAAAAAAAGAACUUCCAAAGUCCCAGUGUGAGAAGAAAGAGCGAUGCAAGUCGAACAUAAAGUUCACUGCUCAUUUUUCAAUAAUCAAUCCUAUUGGCCUUUUUUUCUGUGAUGUUAGUUCAUGGGAUUCUCUAAAAUGAAUUUGCCAAACUCUCUUUGCCAGCUCGUACUAAAUCACUUGCUUCAGCCUGACAAAUGCCAUAAGUCCACGGUCCAGAAGGUGUGUGCUCGGGAAAUUACAUCCUCGGUACAAUCAACACCUCUUAAAAAUACCAUGAGUGGCUACCUGUUCAUUCACAAAUAAAAGAACUUUUGAAACUGCCUUUUUCUUCUGGCUCCGCUUUGAGCUGCGUCGCGCAGCUGUUUCCAGUGAAAAAGCUCCAAGUCUGAACAUAUACUUGCUUUUAAGUAUGCGUUCACCAGUGCACGAUAUGGCCAUUUGCCACUUGGUUGGUGCAAAGCCUCAAAACCUAAUGCUAAGUUUAUGCAAGAUGCAAUUCCCACAUUCUGGUAGGACUCUGUCAUAUAACACGGCAUGUCAAAUGUCACCGUUUUCAUUAUUUGCACUAUGCAAAUCAUGCAUCAUACAUGUACAACUUAAGUGUAAAACUGUAAGUGUUACACUGCAAAUUGGGUUUGCAGUUCAGUACAACGAUAAUAUCUGACACAGGAACAUUCAGCAUCACUGUGUAAUGCACAGUCUGCGUCGAGGAAUAUUGGUCAAUAUUUUUAUGUAGUUUAAAUGUAAAUGUUGCCAUUACUGAAUUGUAAUGCGACUCCUUUCUUCUUAUGCAACAUUCACUUCGCAAACAUACGUGAUUAUAAAUAGUGGAUAUACCCAGUCGAAUGGGUUCUGGCAGUGAUUCAGAGAGAAAUGGAUACUGUAUUAGACCAGCCACACGCUCCUGGGAUAUGCAAACUAGGGGAAGAUCAUGCUAAUGCAAUGUAAUGAUGGGCCGCAGAGAGAGCGCAGCUGGUUUGGAAAUACACCUCCACAUUUUAGCGGUCAGUCAAAAAUAUGCAGAUAGGCAGAGCACAGCGCAGAACAAGUCGUUUCAAAGAUCAUGUCUUCAUCUCUCUCUAACUCCAGGGCUGUAAAUCAUCGCAGGAUUCCUCAAGCAUUGACAAUACUAACAUGCCACAGUACCGCAACUCCUGACCUUUUGUUGCAUGCCCCCCCCUCCUUCACACACACACACAUACCACAUUUUCUGUCCGUCUCUGCCGCAGCUAUCAAUUAAAGGCAUAUAUGCCAAAGCAAUAAUAUUUAGAAGAGAUCCAAAAUGUUCUCCAACCCAAACCCAACUGUUUACCACAUACUGUCCUAGUUUUCUCCCUCGCAAGAGCGAUGAGCUGUCGGAUACAGCGCUGGCUCCUGAAAGACAAAGUUUGUUUUCACUGAGGGAUUUUGUUAUUUUUGGUCCACUUUUAUUUAGUUUUUCGGCAUUAGGAAAAGUUUAAAUAGCUACAAGAGCAUCAUUAAAGGUUCUUUUUCUUUUAAUCUAAAACAUUGAUUGGAAGUUGGCCUGAUCUCAUGAACGGAUGUGUUCAAUAAGAGUUGAAGGGAAGUGGAAAAGGUUUUUUCCAACAAAGUGUAAAAUUGUUACACUUGGGGGGUGUUUCCCUUGCUUUCUUCCUUGUUUCCAUUACGUCCUGCAGCUGAAGAUUAUUUUUUAUUUAUUUAUUUAUUUUUCUUAAGGAGAUUUAUUCAUGGUAGCAGUGUGAACUCUGCAAAGGUGGUGUAACGUGAACUGUAGGAGCACAACCGCAUUGUUUGAUUGCACCUUCAGGAGGAACCGAUCAGUGCCAAAACUUAAUGCUUCUCUGCUUCUGUGAAGCACUCGUAUGUAGGAAGAGCAGCACAUUUUGUUUUCAUUAUAGUAGUCCGACUGGAGUUUAAUUCCCACCUAUGCUGCACUUUUCUGUGCUUCCUGUAUGUACUGCAAUCAACCGCUGCAACCAGCGUUGGCUUUGGUUCAUUCACUCAACACCACAGCAUAAACACCACGACUAAGAUUGAAGGGCAGGGAUGGACACCGAGGGGAGGGGAGUCAGGGAGAAAUAUGGGCAGAAGAGGGAAAAAGACAGAGAAAUCGAGAGUGAUGAAUGCCGACUGUAACAUUGUGUAACUCUGACAGAUUAUUCAUUGUGCUAUUAGUUUUCAGCAGCAGCUUACUCUUGCCAAUCUACACAAAAGAGGCAUACCAGUAAUGGCAGUUGGGUUUAGAGUUUUCACUGAGGUACUGCUGAGGAUUACAGACUUCAUAGCUGAGCUUUACAUAGGUUGUCAACCUUUAACCGCUGUACAUUUAAAGUAGGAAGAAACACAUAAAGGUCACACAGUCUCUUGGCAAUAAGAGUUAAGCUGCGCGAUCAUGACUAAUAAUAUCACAAAGAGUUUAAGCAGAAAACACAAUUAGACUUUGACGCUCCUUGCCUUGUCUCUUGCUAAUUUACUCCCACUUGUGUCUGUCUUCUCGCCUCUGUCUCCGCUUCCUUUGCUGUACCUCGUUUUGAACUAUUAACUUCCUUCUCGAAGAGAGGAUGACAGAUAGAUGAAGGCAGUUUAAAGUCGCAGCUCUCCUACUACAAUCUCCAAUCGCAUGAACCUUAAAUUCACGUUAAAUGUCUGAGUCCCAUGAGGAUAGAUACAUUGCAAAGCUCUUUAGUGCCACAGCUCGUACAGAUAAAAGUCUUGCGGUCGGAUAAACCUACAUUUUGGCGUCAUCCAUGAGCUCAGCGAUGCCUCCCGGCCAGCUGUCCCGGGAUGAAAUCAGAGAUGUAGACGGAGGGAAAGAAAAAACACUCACACUCGCCACUCUGUCUUCACAGCUUACUGCAGUCGAGGAAGUGGUUGAACGAAACAUGAUUUUUUUUUUCCUGCAAACGCAAAACCCAGUUGUACCUCUUGCUGGUAGCGUGCCCUGUCAGACUAAUGACAGAAACCAGGAAGAACAUAUCACGUGAGAAACUGAAAACAAGUUAACACAACAGAAAUUAUUUAAAGAUAUUCAGUCGUUAUUCAAAAGACAGUUUGGUAACUUUGAUUCUGGACACAUUUCUGUGGAAAAAAGAAAAUAAAUAUAGAGAAAUAGAUCAACCUGACAUCUGAUUGUACCGUCCAAGAUAACAGCUUUAUUACUAAUGCCACAUGACAGCAUUUUAUCCAACACAUCGACCGUAUUUCUUAAAUUUUAGAGGGCCCUGUGGGUGAUGCAAGAUCUGUUUUAGGGUGGAUUUCCCCUGGAACAUAUCAGCAUGCAGCCAAAACAAACUCCUGCGGAUGGUUUGCCUCUUGCCUCCGGUCUCUCCGGCCUGCUUCUAGAGAGCAGCCAAGGGACCCUCAGUGCUCAGAGGGAGGAGCAGUGCAGUCCUUUUGCCCUCCCACUGGCUUUAAGACCAGAGACAGACGGAAACACUCAGACUGCAGGCACAUGUGGAGCAGAGACACACAGAGAGGGAGAAAGGACAGAGAGCACGAGAGAGUGAGGCGGCUGGCGCAGAGUCGUUCCUGGAAUUGAAACGGGCAAAUAUAGAAACGAAGGGCAAAGAAAGACGCGCAGAGAAGCAAUGAGAGACGAGACCAAUUUUUGCUUCAACAUGCAAGUAUAAACUGAUUUUUUAAUUCUUAUUUUGAAGUGAUAGCUGCAGGAGACACAGAUCUUUGGGAUGUGAAGUGCAUGUGAAUAGAUCCAGAAAGAACAAGAAGGACUUGGAACCUGCAGCUGUCCAUGACCCGAGUGCUCUGAGGUCAAGUUGUCGUGACCUCUUAACCUGCUUUAGGAUCAACUUCAAUAAGGGGAGAUUACAAGUUGAGGCAAAUUAGACUCACAAGGGAAACAUCCGAUUCUCCUGGCUUAAUUUAUUUUGUGAAGAAGAGAAGUUUUUGGGGAAAUAGCUCUGGUGGACACCUUCAGCAGCCGUCAGCAUCAACCAGAUUCAGCCAACAAGCUUCAUCAGCUCAACCUUGCCUUGAGGAAGCCCCCACAAGACUGACCGGUAACUGUCACGCUGUUGCGCCCAAGAUGACAUUCGCCAUGCUGCGCACGGCACCCCCCGCGGGCCGCUUCCUGUACGGCGACAUCGCCCUUCUCUCCGAAGACGAUGACGAGAACGGCAGCGAGGGCUCGGGCUCCGAGGAGCGUACCAGCAAUUCCUCCAACGCCGCUUUUCGCUUGUCCUCGUCUUCCCCAUCUGCCUUUCACAUCAAGGUGAACAGGAAGAGGAAGCUGUGCGGGGGAGGAGGCGGAGGGAUAGAAGUAGGGGGCAUGGCCGCGAGACUGGUCCCCCCGGACUCAUCUCCACCUAAGGAAUAUCGCCAGAGGACCGCGGCCAACGCGCGGGAGAGAGAUCGCACCAAUUCUGUCAACACAGCAUUUACAGCGCUGCGCACACUCAUCCCCACCGAGCCUGCAGACAGGAAGUUGUCAAAGAUCGAGACGCUGCGUUUGGCCAGCAGCUACAUAAGCCAUCUGGGUAACGUGCUGCUCCUGGGCGAAGGGCUUCAUGACGGACAGCCCUGCCACGCUCCCUCACCGCCGUUUUUCCAUGUCAGCUCCUCCCCCAACCGAGGAUCCGACCAAUCAGCGCAGCCCAAGCACAUCUGUACCUUCUGCCUCAGUAACCAGAGGAAAAUGAAUAAAGACAGAGACAGGAAGACCGCCAUAAGGAGCUAACAACAACGACACGAGCCACGUGGAUAAAAUGCUCAUCACUUGCUUACAGCGAUUUUUAAAAUUACUGCAACUUGAAGACUAACCAGACUCAAAGACUUUUGAAGGACUCCUUGUAGCACUUCCAGGAUUUUCCAGGAACAUUUUAACUAAAGUUUGCAUUUUGUUAAAGGACCUUUUUUAAAAAAAUUUUUUUUACAGUUUGAGAACUUUCAAAUGGCUUUCACAUGCAUACCAACACCACCAAGAACCUCUUAAUACCACUUAUAAAAGACUCUUGACUGUAUCAGUGACUCUGAGAACUUAUGGCACAUGAUCUGAAAACACACUCAUAAACUUGUAUUCCCGAAAAGCUGUGUGUUAUUAAUGUGUAAACUGAAGUAUAAAUGUAUAUUUAUGUGACAUAACAUUAUAUAAUGAAACUAUGUUAUUUAACGGCUAUAUGACUUUUUUUUGACAAACAAUGUGCAUCGUUUUGAGGUACAAUCGUUGGCUAUAUGACAUCACAAAAAUAUGCUGGAACAUUGUUGGCAUUGGUUAUUUCUAAUAAUCAUUUUUGAGAGUUGAACUUAACUCAAGAUGAGCAAUAAAUUGUUUGUAUAUCUGGGAUUAAAUUUCAUUCAUAUGCUGCUGGUAUGUUAAACAGAUUGUACUCUAAAAUGUUCUCCUAAUUCUUGCCAGUCCCAACCAAUAAACAUUGUAGAAGUUUCCACCGUGACUUUCCGGUGAGCUGCAGAUAUAUUUUAAUAGCAAAUCAAUGCUGUAUUAUCCUUUUGUGGCUGGUGGAGAGAAUUAAGUGGAACUUCCUCUCUGUCUGAUCCCAUAGCUCACAUAAACCUAAUUACCCUUAUUCACCUGCGACGCUCUCUUUCUCUCUCACAUGCUUGUUCCUUCUCUCCUCGAGAACUCGGUUCUAGUUGGUGCUGCUGUUGCUCAGACUGACUAAAGUUGCAGAUGAGGUUGGCAACAGAGGCUUAAGGAGGAAAGAAAAAGGCAAGGCAAAGGGAGAGGGGAGGAAAAUGAGCAAAAUUGAAUCUGCAGGUUGGCUACUUGGACAUCUGCCUUUGUCCCUUUGCUGUCCUCUUCUUUACCUUUCCACAUGCUUGUUCUCUCUUCUCCUCUGCUCUUCCUCUCUUUUCCCUGGAGUGCCACUGCCCAGAGUCUGGUUGUUGAUGGCUUUCCAGUGUGCUUAGCCCCACACCAGCUACAUUCUUCUGAACUUGUCCUUUUAUUGAUGCAUCCAUACAUCAUCUACUUGUUUUCUUAUUUUUUCUGCUGCCUUUUCCAGUGUUUCUGACUCUGUGUCCUCCAUCACCUUCAUGCAGCAUCUCCUCCAGUCUGGCAACUGCUGUGAUGGAAAAUGUAGAUUCUGCCCUUCAUUUUUGAGCAUAUUCUCUUUUUUAAAAUAAUAAUUUAUCUUUUUCUUUCUCGUGUGACUACUACACAUUUUUCCUACAUUAUCUUCAAGGUCAGAGGAUAGAAGUUAUGGCUACCUGAAAAUGUUGCAUCAUCUGGGUGAUAUAUUAUCCUGCAUGAAGCGUAUUAAAAUCUUAUAAUGCCACUGGUGUCCCAAAGUCAUAUAACAGUAGAAUUUCUUAAGCUAUUUUCCACCAUUAAAAGAAAUGUAAAUUGAGCCUGUUCUUUUAAUGGAGGCUAACCGCUGUGCUGCACUAGUUCGGUGUUCCCAAAUUAUUUUUUAACAACGCUAACAAGCUGUUUCUGCGACUGAGGUGCCAAUUAUCGAGCUUUUUCCUACAAUGUGACAAGUGCCCGAUGAAGGAAAACAACUAACAAAAAAUUCAAAUGCCACUUUCCACUGCCAAAAAACAGCUUUUAGUGGAAAUGGUGCUGAAAAACAAAGCUGAUUUAUUUUGUGUGUGUGCAUGUGUCAGAUCUUACAAACACCCCCAAAUUAUAUCACUACUGGGGACUCACAGCCAGUUCUAGAGUUAAUAUGUCCCCAGAUGGAUGUCUUUUAGAGGACACGCACUUUAAAGAAACAACUCACAAAGGUGAUGAAGGAGAGAAACGUGUCGUCUGAAAGUUCAUUAAAAUCUAAACUAAAGAUAGCUUCAAAGCCUAUAAUCGCUUAUACCAAAGAAUACAGUUGUUUGAUAUGCCCUACGAGUUUUUUUCUUCUAAAACGUAACGCGGGAUGACAAAAGACUAAAUCUCAGGACACGGAUUCAAAAUAAGUGGUCCCUGCUGCUUAUAGGUUUCUGAGAAAAAGAUCUGAAAAGCACCGCAUGUCUUAAAGAUCUUAGUCCUAUCAUGAGCCGAUGAAAUGUAGAUAAUCUUACUGCUGGGGUAUUUUUUUUUUUGUCUUUUUAAAAGGAAGCAAUAGCUUUGAAAAAGCUCUGUGUGUCUAGCGUGUCCUAAUGACUUCUGGUCCAGUUAGUCUGACAGUCUGAUCUCUCUAGCAGGCCGUCUGGAUACUAAAGGGGGGGACUGGUUCCUCCCACACAGACCAGAUCAGGUUCCCCCUACGCCUACGCACGCACAACUUAGCAUACACACAGAUGACCGUUCACACGUUUGUGCGCAGAUGAACUUACAUAUGCACAAACAGAUGGAUGUACUGUGUGAGCGGACGUGCACAUUUGCACACACGGGAAGAUCUGUGAUAUAGCUUAGCUUUCUAAUGAUCUCUGUAUUUUAUAUUGAUGAAACAGAUCAGCUGAGAGGGCAAACUGCUUUUUAUUUAAGUGGGCGGUUUUGGACCAAUGUAAACCGGAGGUUGGAAGACCGACUGACUCUUAUUAUUAUCACUAUAAUGAUCUGACAGAGAUGACCCCACGGAAAUCUGGCAUAUGAACGCUGAUAGCUGAAGUUAUAAAAAAAAAAUAGAGUUUGUGCUGGAAUUUGCACGCUUUUACGGCACCACCGGCUUUGGUAUGGACCAUUUGUCUUAAAGUAGAUGAUUCAGAUAAAACAUAACUA